AUGAAUUCCCCACGUAAUGCAACCGCGCCCAAGGGAAAAACCCUCGUCGACUCAUUUAAACACGCGCUAGAACGCAGAGAGGCCAAAUCGGCGCGUCGCAGGCUCACCAUCCUACCAGGAACCGCAGCCGACUUCUCAUCAAAUGAUUUUCUCUCACUCUCCACGGCCCCAGCCUACCGCAAUCGCUUCCUGGCUCACGUGAACAACACGCCUGAUGCCUUCCCGUUCGCCAGCGGCGGAUCGCGAUUGCUGGAUGGCAACUCGGCUUAUGCCGAGGAACUGGAGCGCUUUGUCGCUGAAUUUCACAAUGCUCCAACGGCGCUUCUGUUCAAUUCGGGCUACGAUGCGAAUAUAGGCGUUUUGUCUAGUAUUCCGCAGCCUGGCGAUCUGAUUAUUUAUGAUGAGCUUAUUCACGCUAGUGUGCAUGAGGGAAUGCGUCUUUCGCGAGCGGGACGGCGCGAAUUGUUUUCGCAUAGCUGUCCUGUCAGCUUGCGGGAGGUCCUGCGAGCUGAGAUUGAACGCGAUGAAAAAGUCAAGGAUGGCUCAAGGAAUGUCUUUGUCGUUAUUGAGUCUAUCUAUAGCAUGGAUGGAGAUGUUGCGCCCAUCAAGAAGUUUAUCGAUGUCGUACAGGAACUUCUCCCGCUUGGCAAUGGGUAUUUUAUUGUUGAUGAAGCACAUGCUACUGGUGUUUAUGGGCCGAACGGCGCCGGUGUGGUGCAGGAACUGGGUGUCCAGGACCAAAUGUUUAUUCGUGUGCACACUUUCGGCAAGGCUUUGGCUAGUCACGGUGCCAUGGUUCUGUGCGGACCUGAAACAAGAGAUUAUUUGAUAAAUUAUGCCCGUAGCCUGAUUUAUACGACCGCCCUCGGAUUCCCCUUCCUUGCCUCCAUCAGAACAGCUUAUGAGCUCCUGGCCUCCGGAGAGACGAAACCGUUGCAACAUCGAGUCCAGACAUUGAUUGGGCAUCUUCACAAGCGCUUAGCCUCUCUUCAGAUCCGCCAAUCGGUCAUGUUUGAAGUGGAUCAUUUCCCCACAUCGCCCAUCUUUUCGCUCCGAACCUCGCAGCCCCGGGAUUUAGCUAGCUUUUGUCAGAAGGCUGGGUUUGUUGUCCGUGCUAUCAUGCCUCCGACUAUUCCGGAGGGGAAAGAGCGUGUGCGAGUCUGUCUACAUGCUGGCAAUACAGAAGAUGAGAUUGACGGACUUGUACAGACGAUUCAGUCAUGGCUGGAUCUUGCCCUGGCAGAAAGGAAGAUUAAGCUAUGA
Penicillium verhagenii is the source of this 1263-nucleotide messenger RNA. Its product is annotated as aminotransferase class I/II-fold pyridoxal phosphate-dependent enzyme. Gene Ontology annotation, biological process: biosynthetic process. The transcript has 3 exons. The record is from RefSeq and is a predicted model, not a curated record. Lineage: Eukaryota; Fungi; Ascomycota; Eurotiomycetes; Eurotiales; Aspergillaceae. Bases 1 to 1263 code for a protein of 420 amino acids. Gene Ontology annotation, molecular function: pyridoxal phosphate binding.